AUGGCAGCUUCUGGCUCACCGGAGGCCGAGUUCAAUUUAUGCAUGAGCUCCGUGCGUGAGUCUGUCGAGUGGAGUUUCCACAUCAUCAAGAGUUUGUCGAGUUUCGUGAGUUACGACAAGAAAAUGAAGCCCCAUGGGAAUCAAAUCUCUAUGUACUUUGGUCUCCAACCGCCCGACCUCAACAUGUACAUUGUCAUUGCACUGAUCAAGUAUCAAGCGCUGAUGUGCAUUGUGUUGCGCAGCAUUAACUGCGGCUUGCUCACGAUCAAAAUCUACGUGCAACUAACUGCUCAGCCGAAACUUCUUCUCUGCGACAUUUUUCCUCAAUACCACUUUCGAUUGCGUGAAUAA
This is a messenger RNA of Aphanomyces astaci, 351 nucleotides long. RefSeq lists its product as hypothetical. NCBI's taxonomy places the organism in Eukaryota, Oomycota, Saprolegniomycetes, Saprolegniales, Verrucalvaceae. The transcript is spliced from 3 exons. The record is from RefSeq and is a predicted model, not a curated record. Bases 1 to 351 code for a protein of 116 amino acids.